This is a messenger RNA of Chara braunii, 1293 nucleotides long. Lineage: Eukaryota; Viridiplantae; Streptophyta; Charophyceae; Charales; Characeae. The record is from the annotation of a GenBank genome assembly.
CUGCUGGACGUUCUUUCGCAGCUCCUUUGUCUGGAGGGAAGAUCCAUCUGUCGUGCGCUACAGCUCAUCAAGGAUAUCAAUCUGACGGUUGAAAACUUUCGGCAAGGAUUCCCUCUCAGCAUGCAGAUGAGGAGUAACCACUUGCAGGACUACCGUCAGAUCUCUGAAUGCCUUUCGGCCGCAAGGGAAAGGGUUGAGCAAGAUGCCAAGAGACUUCCCAAAUAUAAGACAGAAUUGCUGCAACUAGAGCAGCAGGCGGAGGAGGACGACGACGACAACACCGAGGAUGACGAUGGUGAUGAUGAUGACAAUGAUGACGAUGAUGAUGACGAGGAGGAGGAGAAGGAGAAGGAGAAGGAGAAGAAUGAGGACCAGGAGCAGCCGAAAGAGAUAAAAGUUGGCAGGGAAGAGGAAGAAACGAAGAACAUAAGAGGACAGGAACCGAAACAUGAGCGAAAAAAAGUCAAACAGAGUAGAGAAGUCAAAGCCUCCAUCAUUGGACUGCAACAGAGUGUCGCGAGGCAAUUGGGGGAUGUGGGGGUCCCUGUGGGGAAAGAAGCAUCAGCACGACUCUCGGGCACUGGCGACACGACCCUUCAGACCCAGGAUGCGAUCGGCGCAUCCAUUGACGUCAAUGGUGGAAGGUCAAUUGGUGACGUCAUACCCAUCAAAAGCGAAGGAGAUGACAUGCGUGUUUCAAUUGGUGUGAUUGGAGGGUCUGAGGACAGAGGUUUGGAAAAGGUGGGGGGGGUAGUUCAAGAGGAAGAGGGGGAAUUUUGGAGUUUGGAUCGCCAGAGGGCUUGGGAGGAAGCCAUUGUGGAGUGGGAAGAAGAUGAUGACAUUGCCAUUUUGGGGUUUGACGCUUUCAAAAGUCAAAUUCAAAGUGAGUCACAGUACAUACUUCCUAAUUUGGAGGGAAGUGAAGAUCGGCGCUACAGACUUGAGGACAAAAUGACAGCCACAGAUGAGGAUAUCAAUGAACCUGUAGAGAAGCUGUUCAAGGAGGUCUCAGAACUGUUAGAGAAGAAAUCUGCCUUGCAGCAGAGCCUUGCAAGAGCGCAGGAGCAUCACAGGAAGAGCAUGGAGCUCAAGGACAAACUGAUCCGCAGGUUGUCGGCAGAGCUAGUGCCGCACAAACUGAGGGACAAAUUUGCUGCCAAUGCUCUGGAAAAAUACAGACGCAUCAAAUCGGAGGCGCCGUACCGAAAAACGAGUUUACUUGACAAUUACUUGAAGGAGUUCGUCUGUGAAUAGCCAUAGAUCAUCUGAUCCGAAUCAAGAGUCCUUGGUCCG